CAAAAUUCCUCUUGAAAAUGAUGUUUGGCAGUUGUGCCUCAAGCUAAGGGAGGUUGUUGAACUGAUAUGUGCACCGAAAAUCCAUAACAACCAAGUAGCAUAUCUUAAGCUUCUUAUUGAGGAAUACCUCCAACUAAGAAGCACUUUAUUCCCAGAAAAAAUGCUCCAGCCCAAACACCAUUACCUUGUCCACUACCCAGAGCUCAUCCUCCAUUUUGGUCCCCUUAUUCAACUCUGGACAUUACGAUUCGAAAGUAAGCACAGCUAUUUUAAGCAGUGUGCAAGGAAACUGCAUAACUUUAAAAAUCUUUGUCGUACUUUAGCUGAAAGACACCAGUUGCUGCAAGCAUUUUUACAUGCCGGCAGUGUAUUUCCUCCUGUGCUUCAAAUAGGGGAAGCAACAAAGUUUGAUGAUCAACUAUACCAGACUGGAAUUCAGAAUGCUAUUAGUCUCAAAGGCCUUCAUCCAGAGUACACUAUUGAAACACCCUUUGUCAUAUUUAAAGGGACAAUGUACAAAAGAGGCAUGGCUGUUGUAGUUCACCAGAAUGACAUGGGGUACAAAUUUGGAAAAAUUGUGCUCAUACUGGUCAAUCAGUCGUGUGUGCAUUUUGUUGUUCAGCAGUAUCAGUCUGUACCUGUUGUGGAUCUUGGUGUGCAUUGUCUUCAAAGCACUAGUGAUGUUCCUUAUGAGUGUGUGAAUGUGGACAGUCUUGUAGAUUACUACACAUUGCCUGUGUAUAAUCAAUUUGGUCUCCACUUGAUUGCCAUGCACCAUUCUGUGUGUUACAGGUAAAAGACUAAAUCAUGGACUCAAUUGAGAGUGCCAUUCAGGCUGCCCUACCACAGCUGGAUAGAGAGAAACUUGAAACAGUGGUUGGAGAAUUGGUGUCCAAGUUAGGUGUGGAAGGACCAGAUGAUCUGCAGUUCAUUAAAGAGGAAGAUGUUAGACAUUUGCUCACACCCAUUCAGUGCAGAAAGCUUCUUCAUACCUUCAAAAGGGAUUCAAGAAUUGGAUCGGUCACCUCUUCACCUGAGGAAGAAACUGUUGCUUCCUCUAGCACUGUGUCUUAUCCCAGUCAAAGAAUCAUUUCAUGUGAGAACAGUGAUUGGUUGAGUGGGUUCCAGGUUCCAUGGGAGGAAAUGAGGCCCACUCUCAGAAGAGCCAUUGAUGCUGGCAAAAGACCAGAGGCAGAAGAUCGCAGACACAUGGUAAAAGUCACUGUUGAUUCCAUGAGAGAACAUUGCUUGAACCCGACGCGCAAAGACUGCACAGCAGUAGCAAAAGCUAUAAUCCAAAAGUAUCCAGGAAGCUUUUUAGAUAAAACUGAGGAGGGAGAAACAAUUGGAUGUGGAUACUUUAGCUUACUCAAUCAGCUCAAGACCAGAAUUGAGUAUAUUACUAGAGGCAAUACACUCUCCCGUCUGAGAAAGCCCAGAUGCUCUCAGGCAAGUAAUGAUGACCAGACAUCAGCUCCCAAAUGUGCAAGAAUUGACAGCUAUGGGUGUAUCAGGUGGCAGCCACAGGAGUACCCAGAGGGGGAAACAUUAACAUCACUGGAAGAAAAGAGGAAAGAGAUGGUGGAUAUAUUCAGUCAAGAGGGGCUAAGGGCAGCUGAGAGAGGGAGGGUAAAGGAGCUAAUGACAAUCACAUAUAUAAAACAGCGAGAGGACAUAAAUGCAGACCCACCCUCCAGCAUUCUGGACAUAACUAAGCAGUGGCCUUUUCUUCAGUCAUGGAAGUUCUUACUUUACCACUUCACUACUCUCACUGGUGUUGAACUGCAAUCAAGACUGAAUGAAGACUUGGACAAAAAAGGGAAGCGGCUCCUGGAGUUCUUCAGAUGUCAGCUGAUGAAGUGGAGUAAAGAAGUUAAAGCUGUUUUGCAGGAAGCCUUGAACACGGACAGAGAGGGCACUGAUGGUCUUGCAGCGAUGCUGGUCAUGAUGGCACAUUUCAAAGUGGCAGAGGAUGCCCUUUUUCUCCUUGCAGAU
Paramormyrops kingsleyae is the source of this 1995-nucleotide messenger RNA. NCBI's taxonomy places the organism in Eukaryota, Metazoa, Chordata, Actinopteri, Osteoglossiformes, Mormyridae. The record is from RefSeq and is a predicted model, not a curated record.